Molecule: messenger RNA, 783 nt
Organism: Cercopithifilaria johnstoni
Lineage: Eukaryota; Metazoa; Nematoda; Chromadorea; Rhabditida; Onchocercidae
Source: the annotation of a GenBank genome assembly
AUGGGUUGUACAGAUUUUAUGGAAUGGGUAAUUGGAAAUGGUGCCCAGCAUUUUGGUGUCGAUAUCAAGGAUUGUUCAGAGGGAGGUGGGAAGGGAUUGUUUGCAACAACAGAUUUUCGGGAGGAUGAAACAAUAAUAUGCAUACCAGUCGAAAUAAUCAUCACUGCUGGAUUUGUUGCCGAAAUACCGGAUUACUGUGAUGUUUUUAAAAGAUACCGUUUAAAACCAUUCGAAGCACUGGUAUAUUUCUUCUUAGUAGAGAAAGAUCGGAACUCGAAAUGGACUCCCUAUUUGAAAAUGCUUCCGAAAUCGUUCUCAACACCGGCCAUUCUACAUCCAAGUUUGAAACCGGAAGAUUUUCCAUAUUGCUUAAGAAAGCAGUGGUAUGUGCAGAAGAAUGAAUUAAAUAUGAUGUAUGAAAAGUUUGUGACGAUAUUAACAGACAGUACGACCUGGGAGAAUUUUUUGUGGGCUUGGCAUAUUGUAAAUACUAGAUGCAUAUAUUGUAAUAAUAAGCCUCAUCCAUUGAUUGACAAUAUUGAAGGCGAUUCGCUUGCAAUUGUACCUCUUAUCGACAUGCUGAAUCAUAGCAACGAUAAUCAGUGUUGCGCAAUUUGGGAUAGCACAUUGAAUUUAUAUAAAGUAGUCGGUACUCGAUUCAUCCGUAAAGGGGAACAAAUAUUCAUCUGUUAUGGUAGUCAUACAAAUGGAUCAUUGUGGAUUGAAUAUGGUUUUCAUCUGAAGAAUAAUAUCUGCAACAAAGUUGAAAUCUCGCUUGGCUAG